UAAAAAUUUUAAAUAACAAUUCGUUUCAAAGCACAAAAAAAAAAAAAAAAAAAAAUAAUUCGUGUGGCAUAAUGUUCAAGAACGCAAAAUUGUUGCUGGCAAAUAGGCAACUUAUCGGUUGCACCUACACACAAUUCACAGCUGCCGGCAGAAACGUGAACUGUCCUCAACGAGACUUCUUCACUUUUAGUGAUCUUACAAACAAGAAUCGGGAAUAUGCCAAAAAGGAGUUAAUUGGAUACUCGAUGCAAGAAAUGUAUGAUGUGGUCGCCGACGUAUCGAACUAUUAUAAGUUUGUGCCAUACGUGAAAAAAUCACUCGUACACAGUAAGCGCAAUGACGGCUUCAAGGCUGACUUAAUUGUCGGUUUCCCACCGCUAAACGAAAGUUAUACAUCAAACGUUUCGCUUCAAAAUCCUGUGCUGGUAAAAUCUGUAUGCACAGAUGGAAGAUUAUUCAACUAUUUGCGUAACAAUUGGCGAUUUAGUCCCGCUCUGAAGGAUAUUCCACAAUCUUGUGUUGUGGAUUUCAAAGUAACUUUCGAAUACACAGCAAUAUUGCUGUGCAAUAUUGCUGUGUAUCAACGGUUUGAAUUCGAAAGCUACUUUGAAAUCCACAAUACAAGAUUGUGGAAUAUCCUUCAGACCGGGACUAAAUCGCCAAUUGUUACGCAAAUAGUUGAAUAAUCUUCCAUCUGUGCAUACAGAUUUUACCAGCACAGGAUUUUGAAGCGAAACAUUUGAUGUAUAACUUUCAUUCAGCGGUGGGAAACCGACAAUUAGGUCAGCCUUGAAGCCGUCAUUACGCUUACUGUGUACGAGUGAUUUUUUCACGUAUGGCACAAACUUAUAAUAGUUCGAUUUCAAAGUAACUUUCACAGCAAUAUUGCUGUGUAUCAGCGGUUUAUUUUAUUUAUUUAUUAUUAUUGAAAAAGGAUAAGAUAAUUAUGCCUUAACAAUCUAGAAAAAGCGUUAGCAACUAAGGCCAUCAGCUUCUUAAAAUUAAUUUAUUUCUACUAUGUGUACAAAUAAGACUUAUGUAUAAAUA
Anastrepha obliqua is the source of this 1047-nucleotide messenger RNA. Its product is annotated as coenzyme Q-binding protein COQ10, mitochondrial-like. The record is from RefSeq and is a predicted model, not a curated record. NCBI's taxonomy places the organism in Eukaryota, Metazoa, Arthropoda, Insecta, Diptera, Tephritidae. The coding region runs from base 72 to 686 and encodes 204 amino acids. Gene Ontology annotation, molecular function: ubiquinone binding. Gene Ontology annotation, biological process: ubiquinone biosynthetic process; cellular respiration. The transcript is spliced from 3 exons. Gene Ontology annotation, cellular component: mitochondrion.